This is a messenger RNA of Dictyostelium discoideum AX4, 339 nucleotides long. RefSeq lists its product as hypothetical. The coding region runs from base 1 to 339 and encodes 112 amino acids. Lineage: Eukaryota; Evosea; Eumycetozoa; Dictyosteliales; Dictyosteliaceae. The record is from RefSeq and is a predicted model, not a curated record. The transcript has 4 exons.
AUGUUUCCAGCUUUCUUCAACGGAGUUUCCCUUGCAAAUUUGGUCUCUAAAAGAGGGGUUGUUGAAUUUUUAGGAGAUGAUGAAGAAGCGAAUUUUACAAAUGCAUUAUAUGUAUGUUACAAAAAUAUUGAAUCAUGUUGUUCAUGUGAUAUUAUUUCAAAGAUUAUUAUUUUUAGUUUGAAUAUUGAAGUUUAUCCACAUUCAACUGAAACUAGAUCAAUUAAAGAAGAUAUUUUACUUGAUGUUGUCAUUAAACCAAUAAAAGUUGGUGCUGAUGAAGUAGUAAUCCCACCAGGUACUAAAAUUAAAUUUCUUUCAAAUUCCUAUUGUUCGAGUUGA